GCUGGCUCCGGAGUCUUUGUGGGGUCAGCUGAGGCCUUCACUGGCUGCGUGGCAGCCUGGUUUCCUUUGUCUCUCCCCGCAUAAAUUCCCUGCAUCCUCUCUCCCUACGUAAAUUCCCUGCUUGCUAAUAUCCAUUUCAGAGCCUACUUUCUGGGGAAGCCAGCCUGAGACACCAUCUCAUCCGCACCCAAGGCCUCAACUCCAGGCACAUGCUAGCAGCUCCCAAAUGAAUACCUGUGGCCAGACUUUGCUGCUGAGCACCGAUCUGUGUGGCACAUGUCUGGGAUUCAGCAUGUGGGAAGCAGGAGUCACCGCCUUCCCAGGAGGACCCCUUCCCUGUCUUCCAUGGCUCCAUGAGUGGCAUCAGUGCCUGCCCACUGCCCAGGCCUGGAGUCCUAUGGACAGAUUCGGUGCCCUGGAGCUCCCCAGUCUCCCACAGUGCUCAUUCCUCCUCACCCUCCCUGUCGCUGCCUUGGUGCAGCUCUUCCUGCAACCCCCUUGGAUUUCCGCCAGAGCAUCCCACUGUCUCUUUCCAGGCUUUCUCCACCAGCUCCACCUUGUGCUGUCCCGGAGUGUGACCUUCCUUCAGAUGCUCAUGUGUUCGCAUUGCUGAUGUGCAUAAAAUCUUUCAGACUUUCCCCCUCAGGGUGAAAUGCCACAGCGCAGCCUGGGGUUAGAGGGCCUUGGUGCCCCCUUUCCCAGGCUCACAUGCCACCCUGCUCCCUGCAGGCUUCCACACUUUUGGCGCAUCCUGGAACUUGGCAGCCACCCCAACUCAAGAUGAUCAUUUGUCUCCAAGCUUUUCUGCAUCUGUCUCCUCCUGGAGAGGCCUCUUCCCAUUCUCCUCCUCUGCCUGGUUCACAUCUCUUCAGCCUCAAGACGCGGCUCGGGCCAAGGCAUCUCCUCUUCGAGCAGCCCCUGUUGCAGGCCCAUCAGGCUGUCCCCCUCACUGACGCGGGCCGUGAGCAUCAGAGGGACAGGUGCUGUGGCCGUACUCCCUGAGUCCACAGAGCCUGGCACGGCAGGGGGACUCACUCAGCACACUCGUGCUUUGUCUGCUUCUGGAGGGCAGAUUUCAAAGAAGCAUAAAGAGGUAGAACUUAAAAAAAAAAAAAAAAAGAUUCUAGGGCCAGGCACGGUGGCUCACACCUGUAAUCCCAGCACUUUGGGAGGCUGAGGCAGGUGGAUCACUUGAGGUCAAGAGUUCAAGACCAGCCUGGCCAACAUGGUGAAACCCCGGGUCUACUAAAAAUACAAAAAUUAGCCGGGCAUGGUGGUGUGCACCUGUAGUCCCAGCUACUCAGGAGGCUGAGGUUGUUGUAGUGAGCCAAGAUCACGCCACUGCACUCCAGCCUGGGCGACAGAGCAAGACUCUGUCUCAAAAAAAAAAAAAAAAAGAAAAAAUAGAUUCUAAGAAGAGAGAUGUCUCAGGUAGGCUGGGAGAUCUUGCACUGAAGCUUUGAAUAUGGAUUACAAAGGAGCCCAGUGAGGAAAAGAAGGGAAGCAUUAAAGGCUGCAGGGGCUCCCCUCAGAGCUUGUUCGUGGUCUCAGGUUUGGAAAGAAGGGCACCAAAGUAAGGUAGCCGGACAAACGGCGUGGACCAGCGGGAGUGUUGUUGGGAAAUGCCGAAGGCCAUAAAAGGAGUUUCUGUGUAGUUACUUUUGAAGCAAGGAGUGCGGUUUGGGGCUGACAGUAAAAUGUUAGCCCUGAUGCAGACGGAACAACACUACACAAUUCGUAUUUUGCUUUUGCCGUCUUUGUCAAGGAGAACAGUUUUUCAUUUGGAACCAAAUAUUGGUUGUCGAAGGGGGUUAAAGCCUAAGAGAGUAUGGGAGGCUGCAUGACCGACCUCACUGUGCAGAGGAGGCCGUCUCCCUGGUGGGAUGACGUCUCACUGCUGCUGGGAGACAUGAAGUUGGGGCCAUGGCUCCAUGGGGACUUUUGGAGGCGGAGGGCUUCCAGGAGAUGGGGGCAACGGUGCUUGAUGUGCUCCUCCAGGUUAUUCUCUAGGGGAUUCCGGCUUGGGAGCACAUACAUAGAAAAGGAAACACUGCUUUCUAGGAGUCCUAACAAGAAAUCAUACCAGGCAAGCCUCACUUUUCCACAGGUCAACCAGAAUCAUACUCCAGAGAGGACUGUGCAGUGCCUGUAUGUAGGUUUCCUGGGCAUUUGGUAGAGGCUGUCACCAUAGGCUGGGUUCGGCAUGAAGGAAUGCGGGUCGAACGAUGAUAGAAUGAAGUGGGCUCAUUAUCAAAAGGCGCUGCUGGCCAUCAGAGUGUGCCCAGAGGGCAGGCCCUGUCACCACCCCGAGUUCUGUCUCCACUCACAGGUUGGCCAGGGCAGGCCCAGUGUUUUGGAUGAGGCUAUUAAUGGAACAAUGGUCAGAUUCACAGAUGACAUGAAUACACCUGACAGCAGACUGAAGAUCCCAGAAGAUCUCAACAGACUGUAAUGAUGGACUGAGUUGAAAAGGGAGGCCCAGCUGCACAAUUAAGAACAGGAUCUGGGAAAUGGGAUUUGACAGCAAGACGUGUGAAAAAAAAGACUUUGGGCUCAAUCUGUUAACUGCGUUGUGUUGUGGGGCUGCCAAGAAAGUGAGCAUCAGCUUCAACUCCGAAUGUCUCACUUGAAAGGGAACAUUGACAACCCCCAGGGCCAUCAGAGGACCCAAACCAAAAUGGCAAAAAAAGAUACAAAAAGAUGGGAAUGAGGGGGCUGUGGCGCCUGCAGGAAGGGGCAGCCACGGGAAUGUGGCAACUUCUUCCAAGCCUAGAGGACCUAGGUUGGCGGAGAGCUCCCUCCUGGAGGCCCCAGAGGACAGGAUCCAGAAGCUUUGAGUGGAAGUCCCAGAAGGGCAGGUUUUGGCAAAAUAUGGGAACAAUUUCCUUUGGCGGCUUCGAAGCCAGCUCAGCCUUGUGGUCAUUGCUCGAAUGCUGGGCCAGCAGGAGAUGCUCCCUCUCUGGCAAGAGAAGACCCAGCUGUCCUCGCUCAGCCGGCUCCUGGGCCUCAUGAGGCCAUCAUCUCUCAGGCAAUACCUGGGCUCUGUGCCCUUGCCACCCUGCCAGGAGCAACAGCCAAAGGCUAGUGCCGAGCUAGACCACAAGGCCUGCUACCUGUGCCACAGCUUGCUGAUGCUGGCCGGGGUGGUUGUUAGCUGCCAGGACAUCACUCCAGACCGGUGGGGCGAGCUGCAGCUGCUGUGCAUGCAGUUGGACCGCCACAUCAGCACGCAGAUCCGGGAGAGCCCCCAGGCCAUGCACCGCACCAUGCUCAAGGACCUGGCUACCCAGACCUACAUCCGUUGGCAGGAGCUGCUGACCCACUGCCAGCCCCAGGCCCAGUAUUUCAGCCCCUGGAAAGACAUCUAAAGGAACAGGGUCAGGGCAGCCCAGGGCUCCUGGCUCCGGCAGGAAGUGAACAGGCUCAGGGAACUGGAGGAAGCGAAGCAUCAAGGCCAGAGGAGGCCACAUGCUGACCAGCCUGAUGAGGCAAGAGCCUGCCCCUGCCACCGCCCCGACCCCUCUCCUCUCAGCAAGAGCCUGCCUCUGCCACCGCCCCGACCCCUCUCCUCUCAGCAAGAGCCUGCCUCUGCCACCGCCCCGACCCCUCUCCUCUCAGCAAGAGCCUGCCUCUGCCACCGCCCCGACCCCCUCUCCUCUCAGCAAGGGAUGGGCCUCUCUGCCUCACCCACCCCUCAGCACUCCUCCCAGCCAUCUCCUCUUCCCUAAGGCCUCUGUCUCCAUAGCUCUGGUUUUCCUGGGCCUCAGUCCUCCCCACCCUCCUUCCUCUGUCUCCCUGUCACUAAUGUGAGGUUUCUUUGUGCACAUUAAAGUCUUCUUUCAGCAUCA
Messenger RNA from Gorilla gorilla gorilla (western lowland gorilla), 3848 nucleotides. It is a transcript of the gene FAM178B, whose product is annotated as family with sequence similarity 178 member B. The record is from RefSeq and is a predicted model, not a curated record. Bases 2931 to 3368 code for a protein of 145 amino acids. The transcript has 6 exons. NCBI's taxonomy places the organism in Eukaryota, Metazoa, Chordata, Mammalia, Primates, Hominidae.